CUAUAGGAGAAAUGGAGCAAAGGGUUAGUUCAGAACCGCCGGCAGAAAACCAGAAGAAGAAAAAGAUGGCGGAAGAUGAAGGGAAAACAAUUGCAGAAGGAGAAAAAAUUGAAGAGAUGAAGCCAUGGGAGCAGCAUUCUGCUGUGAUAAGCAUCCCUCGUUUCGAUUACAACGCUUCUUCUUCCUUACUCCGCCAUUCGCAUUCUGGGUUUCUCAUUACAUGCCCAAUCAAGAGGGAAAAAAGUGCAACAAAAGAAGCUAUAAGUAUCCUUGAAAAGUAUAUUGUUUCAAAUCAUGAUGCUAAGCGAAGGAAAACAUGCAUGGAUGAUGCUAAUGAAGAAUGUAAAGGAUCAAGAGAAGGUGCAGCUAAUGAACAUGUGAAUUUGGAAUCUGGUACUUCUAUGGAGAAAAGUGACAUUCUCUCACUCGUUAAGUUAACGAGAAGCGGAUUAGUUCUCUUUAAAUUUCCAUUCGACAAGUCUCCAGCAGUUGUUGACAUCGUUUCGCAGAUUUUUCAAUCCCUAGAAUCUGGAAUAUUGAAGUCUCCUCUUUGGUGCAAUCGGAUAUUACCAAUUCAAGGUACAUGCUGUUUAGAUGAGAAGGAACUUAAGAAGAUUGUGACAAAGCUUGUUGAGCAGUUUAUGAACAAUAGGCAGAAGGAGACAGGAAACACUGUUAAGUUUGCAGUUGGGUAUAACAGGAGAGGGAUUGAAGAAACCGAGAUGAAGAAUCUAAGAAACACUUCCAGUGAUCCUGAUAUAUUUGCUUUGUUGGAUCGCAAGAAAUGCUUUAGCGUCGUAGCAGCAGCAGUGAAAGAAGUCGUCCCAGAUUCGAUAGUGGAUUUGAAAGAUCCAGAGAUCUGUGUGCUUGUUGAGGUACUUCCACUGUCUGGAGUACCAGAUAGGACAGCCAUAGUUGGUGUAUCAGUUCUUCCACGAGCACUUGUUACUACAAAGCCUCGACUCUGCAUCAAGGCCUUAGUCUCGGAUACAAAAGAAACGAAUAAGAAGAAAAGAUAACGGUCUCUUCAAGAACAGGACGUAUAUUUGAAAUUUUCUCUCUGUUUUUGUUAUUUUGCUAGUAG
Solanum verrucosum is the source of this 1084-nucleotide messenger RNA. RefSeq lists its product as uncharacterized. The coding region runs from base 12 to 1019 and encodes 335 amino acids. The record is from RefSeq and is a predicted model, not a curated record. NCBI's taxonomy places the organism in Eukaryota, Viridiplantae, Streptophyta, Magnoliopsida, Solanales, Solanaceae. Gene Ontology annotation, molecular function: RNA binding. Gene Ontology annotation, biological process: tRNA modification. The transcript is spliced from 7 exons.